AUGGCUGAGAAACCUCCCAUCGAGGGCCUAUGCCCCCCGAAGGCGAACAGCCUGUCGGCUGGCGACAGCGACUCUUCUCGAACAGACGUUGCGAGCGACUACGAGCUGACUGGAAUUCCACUAGUCCUGGUCAUCACUGGACUUUCUCUUUCUAUAUUUCUCAUGUCACUAGACUCCUCCAUCAUUUCCACGGCUAUUCCUCGGAUCACGUCAGAAUUCAACAGCACCGGCGAUAUUGGCUGGUAUGGAAGUGCAUACUCAUUUGCGAUGUGCGCUUUGCAGCCUAUCGCAGGUAAACUGUUUGGAAGCUUCCCUAUGAAGGUCAUGUUCCUCGGAAGUCUUGGUAUAUUCGAGCUUGGCUCAUUGCUUUGCGCCCUUGCUGUCAACAGUCCCAUGCUCAUCGUCAGCCGUGCUAUAGCCGGAAUUGGAGCAGCAGGAUGCUUUACAGGAGCCUUCUGUAUUGUUGCGGUUUCUAGUCCGCUCGUCAAGCGACCCUUUUAUAUCGGAAUCCUUCAGUCAACCUUUGGCAUUGCCACAAUCAUCGGACCUGUACUAGGUGGUGCAUUCACAGAGCAUGCCACUUGGCGCUGGUGUUUCUGGAUCAAUCUCCCUAUCGGUGCUGUCACCAUACUCUCACUACUCUUCUUCUUCAAGCCGCCUACCCGUGACUCGAUCAAGGGUCCGACCGUUCUUCGCAGAUUGCAAAAUCUGGACUUGCUAGGCGCUGUUCUAUUCGCUCCCGCCAUCAUCAUGAUAUUCCUGGCUCUGCAAUGGGGAGGCACCGAAUACGCUUGGAAGAGUGCUACCAUCAUUGGUCUCUUCAUUGGAGGCGCCGGUCUCGGUGUUGCCUUUGCUCUCUGGCAAAUACGAAAGGGUGACUGUGCUAUGAUUCCGCCGCGUCUGAUUAGUGAGCGUACGAUGUUCUUCUCCUGUUUCAGCGAAUUCUUCGCCAUGGGCGCUGUCUACAUUUCGAUCUACUAUCUUCCCGAGUGGUUCCAGGUCAUCAAAGGUGCCUCGCCAACGAAGUCUGGACUCAUGUACCUUCCUCUCGCGCUUUCCGAUGUUCUCUCUGCAACCCUGACAGGUGCCUCACUCAAGUACCUCGGAUAUCCUAAUCCCUAUAUGCUCCUUGGCACGGGCUUGAUGAGCAUAGCAACGGGACUCUUCUCUACCUUCUCUCUAAUCACUUCCCACCAACACUGGAUCCCAUUCCAAGUCCUCCAGGGUCUCGGAGUGGGAAUGACCCUCUCAAUGCCCUAUGUUGCGACACAAACAGUUCUUAAGCCCGAAGAUAUUCCUGUCGGUACCUCAAUACUGCAAUGCUUCCAAUUCUUCGGUGCUUCUGUGAACCUCGCCAUCGCGGAGGCUAUCUUUGAUAACAAACUUAACUCGCGAUUGGCCAGUUGGGGAUUUGGCAGCGAUGAGGUCGAUGAAAUUAUCAGUGCAGGCUCUGCCGAAGCAAGAAGCGUCGUUUCUGCGACACACCUUCCAGGCGUGUUAGAUUCAUACAACCACGCGAUCACCACAGCGUUUUACGUCGCAACCAGUGUUGCCGCCAUUGCAUUCCUCCUUUCACUUGGAAUCCGUUGGAGAAGUGUCAAGCCAAAACCGCAGCCUGAUAUUCCUGAUGAGGAAGCGAAGUCAUCAAGUCGAUAG
Messenger RNA from Penicillium hordei, 1656 nucleotides. Its product is annotated as MDR family MFS transporter. The record is from RefSeq and is a predicted model, not a curated record. Gene Ontology annotation, biological process: transmembrane transport. The transcript is spliced from 2 exons. The coding region runs from base 1 to 1656 and encodes 551 amino acids. NCBI's taxonomy places the organism in Eukaryota, Fungi, Ascomycota, Eurotiomycetes, Eurotiales, Aspergillaceae. Gene Ontology annotation, molecular function: transmembrane transporter activity.